AACUAACGAGAAAGCUUUGAAAAAACCAGAAGAAAAGCUUUUUCGUUUCUUCUUCUUCUUCUUCUCUUCUGUUCGAUUAUGGAGGAAGAAAGCACUUCAGUGGAAUCCAACACUGGAAACGAGCGCAUAAAGCUCAACGUGGGUGGAAAGUACUUCGAGACAACGCUAUCCACGCUCCGCUCCGGCGGCCCCGACUCUCUCCUCUUCGCCCUCUCGAACCGGCGCUCGGCCGACCCGAACCCGGUUUUCAUCGACCGUGACCCGGAGAUCUUCUCUGUCCUCCUUUCUCUUCUCCGCACCUCUCACCUUCCCUCCACUGCGCGCCGCUUCUCUAAACAAGAGCUCGCCGACGAGGCCCUCUUCUACGGCAUCGACGCGCACCUACGUGCCGCCACCGCGCCACCUCCGUUCUCCGGUAUCGACGCCGCUCUCGCUUCCUCAAUCCGCCCAGCCUCAGAGGGCCUCCCCUCCUCCUUCGUGGCCGCUGAUUCCGGCGCUGUCUGGAUUGCCCAUGGUGGCCAGAUCUCUGGCUACGACUCAACCCUCACUCACUCCGGCACUGUCCGCACCCACCUCGAUGAAAUCGACUCCAUCUGCCGUGUUUGGCCCGAGAUUGCCGCUAUCGGGUCCAUGUCCGACCCCGGCCUCCACUUCUACAACUUCUCCGGCAGCCGCCACGUCGGAUCGGUCCACUGGACAGAUCCUCUCGAUCCACGAAUCUUCAAGGCGCAUGUCAACGCGAUAACCGCUUCAGAGAACUCCGUUUUCGCUUCAUUCGAUUGCCCUCACAGAGAGAAUUGCAUCCUCGAAGUGGAUAAGUCGAACCUGCGGACUGUGAAUCAGUUUGCUCGACAGUCUGGGAACCAGGCGAAGAAUAUGGUUCCCGCGAAGCUGACGUGGAUUCCCGCGACCGGAGUUCUCGUCGGUAGCGCGGUGACCGGUGGUGCUUUUGGUUUCUCCGGCUAUGUCCGAAUUUGGGACCCGAGGUCAGGGGAGGUGGUUUGGGAGACGAACGAGCCUGGUGGUUCGGGACGGAGCAGCCGAUUCGGGGAUUCGUUUGCUGACGUGGAGGCUGACGUUGAGGGAUUGUUGCUGUUCAAGUUGUGUUCUAAGUCGGGGGAUUUGGCUAUGGCGGAUAUGCGGUUUUUAAAGGAUGAUCCUUGGAUUUAUCUGAAAGAGAAGAACGCUAGUUUGGUGAGUUGUGGUGAAGUGAGGAAUAGUGUGGUGCAUUGUUACAAGGGGCAAGUGUUUGUGUCCAGAGAAGGUGGGUUGGAGGUUUGGUCAAGGGUGGAACAAAGGGAAAAUGUUGUUGUAAGAAGUGAGAAUGAGAGUGAUGCUGAAGGGUUUUAUAGGAGGAAUUUUGUGGAUAAAAGAGAGGAUUCGGAUAGAGGGAUUAUUAAGAAGAUUGAAGGUGGUGGAGAUAGGUUGUUUGUUAGUAGAGAAGAUGUUGAGGGGAUUGAAGUUUGGGAGAGCUCUCGUUUCUCUGGAGCCAUUUCUGUUUUGUGAUCAGGGAUAGACAGUUUCUUACUUAGAAUCUGCUGUUCGGCUUUAGGUUGGAUGUCUGCAUAGGAAAUCACUUUUUAUCUUUCAUUACCACUCACUCAUUUUUUGUUAAUUAACCGAUUGCUUAUUUCUAUUUAUAUAUCCUAUAUUCUUUUUUUAUUUUCUUGCUCAAGCGAUUGUUUAUUGAUAUGAUCAGGAUACAAGGACAAAACAUAUUUAUGUGCACUUAUUUUAUGUUUUGCUAUGUCUGGAGUCCGACUCACUAGCUGUGCAAUGCACAUAUUGAUACCGUCAGGACAGUUUAGAUACCUAUUGCAAUUAAUGAGCCCAUAAGAUCAGUAUACUUGUCCAGUUAGUAACUUAGAAGGUCAUGAUUGUUGAAUAAAACACGAAAUAAACAAUUGAAAAGAAUGGAAUGAUUAUUGGGUUUGCUUCAAAUCUUAAGCCCUAAACUGUCAUCGAGUAAUAAAGUCAAUGGUUAUAUGUUU
This is a messenger RNA of Vigna umbellata (rice bean), 1991 nucleotides long. Lineage: Eukaryota; Viridiplantae; Streptophyta; Magnoliopsida; Fabales; Fabaceae. The record is from RefSeq and is a predicted model, not a curated record.